AUGCGGCGUGUUUCCGUCUUCUUCUGCUCGGACUGGCGGCUGGCUGCUGCCGCUGCUUCGCACUUCAGCCUGUGCCUGAUCCUUGUGUUCCCACACACACCUUCCUUCAAGAUGGGGCGCAUGCACAGCGGUGGGAAGGGUAUCUCAAAGUCUUCUCUCCCCUACAAGAGGAGCCCGCCCUCGUGGCUCAAGAUCUCCGCCCAGGAGGUCACUGAGCACGUGUGCAAGCUGGCCAAGAAGGGUCUCACACCUUCACAGAUCGGUGUGAUCCUGCGUGACUCCAACGGUAUCGCUCAGGUCCGCGCCAUCACCGGCUCCAAGAUCCUCCGCGUGCUCAAGGCCAACGGCCUUGCCGCCGAGAUCCCCGAGGACCUUUACAUGCUUAUCAAGAAGGCGGUGGCGGUGCGCAAGCACCUGGAGCGCAACCGCCGCGACAAGGACUCCAAGUUCCGCCUUAUUCUCAUCGAGUCUCGCAUCCACCGCCUGGCUAGGUACUACAGGACGAACCGCAAGCUGGCAGCCAACUGGAAGUACGAGUCCUCCAGCGCCAGUGCCCUGGUCGCUUAAGACAAGGGCCGUGCCCAAUGAUGGUUGACCGCAACUCCGUUGUAGAAGCAGGCAGAAGCUCUCGUCGGAGAUGAUGCAUGAGAAAAGCCGAUGUUCCCUUUUGUGUUCCGAUUCCCUGGCUUCAGAUGUUGCUGACUUGGAUGAAGAUUUGACGCUAACGCGUUAAGGGGGCAAACGGAGUUUGGUUGCUCCGCUGGGAGAAACCUAUGGUUUUCUUGUACGCGACGAGACAAAGCGGCCUCGUGGUAGCGGCAGUGGCGGUGCGAACGGCCCCCCAAGAAGGGAGGGAAAGGCGAGGCGAAGCAAAAAAUGAAGAAUAAAGGAAAAAAAAUAAUGCAAUCCUCAUGAGCGCAGUGGCCGCGGCGCCGGUGGCGCAUACGCGAUUGUCAGCGACGGUGUUACUUGGUGCUCUGGGCCAAUUGUGGCAUUGGGAUGGAUGGUGAUACCCUGGUGCCCGAGUGGCCUUUGUACUCGGUCGACCGGGCGCAGUGGAUUGAAACGACAGCUGUCCAUACCGUCGGCUAUGAUCCUCCUAUCUUCGAGCAUUACUGUUGAGCGUCACUUGCGCUGGGUCUAGCCAUCAACACUAUCCAUUCACGUCCACGCACACCCCGCUGCGGUUUUCGGGACGUGUCUCGUGCUUGUUGCUGUUGGGAGGCUUUUCUCUGUCGUUCGGAAUCAGCUUGUAGCAACAGAUGAUUCGCUGUUGUCAGUCGUUCUUGAAUCUUUUUAGGCAGGGUUGAGGGUGCGCCACACCAAGGGCGCAGCGAACACCGACGUGUAGAGCAUCGCCGUUGAGCUGGGCUGGGCAUGGCUGCCUUGAAUAAGGACCGCGCACAACACACGGAUCCCUCCCUCGUCACGGUACCCUUUUUUGCUGCGGAAAGCUCUGAAACACGCCGGUUGACUGGCCGAACAAUCUCUGCGUGGAAAACUUUUUUUCACGAUGGGAGCAGUGUUCUGCCAAUUGGCGUUACUUUCCCGACUUUGUUCGGCUUCCAGUAGUCUACGCAGCAAAAUUGAUUAAGCAAACAUAUGGG
Ectocarpus sp. CCAP 1310/34 is the source of this 1607-nucleotide messenger RNA. The record is from the annotation of a GenBank genome assembly. NCBI's taxonomy places the organism in Eukaryota, Phaeophyceae, Ectocarpales, Ectocarpaceae.